Messenger RNA from Exophiala mesophila, 2273 nucleotides. RefSeq lists its product as uncharacterized. Gene Ontology annotation, molecular function: chitin synthase activity. NCBI's taxonomy places the organism in Eukaryota, Fungi, Ascomycota, Eurotiomycetes, Chaetothyriales, Herpotrichiellaceae. Gene Ontology annotation, cellular component: cell periphery; cell septum. The record is from RefSeq and is a predicted model, not a curated record. Bases 162 to 2273 code for a protein of 703 amino acids. The transcript is spliced from 4 exons.
GCCCUCAGGAACAACAGUGGAACCCUGUCGAUCAACACGACCCCAUACAACUCAAGACUCCUGCUCUCCAUCGUCACUCCAUUUCUCAAUCAUUCUUCCCAGAGGAGUUCUAAUCUCACUCCACAACCCAUCAGAGGGCUGCUACGCUAAGUCUACGCAAGAUGGACUCGGACUAUGAAACAGGCCCUUGGUCUGUAUCUGAUAUAGUUGCCAUCUCACUAAUUGGCCCCCUGAUGAUCGCAGCGUUCGUUGAGUCUUUCCUAUGGGUAGCAGCAUUCUGUUAUUGCCUUGGAAAGGCCUACAAGAAGGCAGAUCAUUGGUCGCAGAAACUGCUCGCUGCCGUUGGCGCUGUGCUUUUCUGCACCUUGAGGGGCGUAUUCCUUCCCGUCAUGAUUGUCACAUUGCCGCUGCCAAACCGAAUAACACAAUACUUCCCGCGUAUCUUGUCAGACUUCCUUAUGAAGUUCGCUUUCUAUACAUUUGCCCUCCUCCUCAUUGUCCCCUGGCUGCUCUGCGUCUACCGCAUCGUCGUGGUCCCUCUCGGGCGCAAGAAAAGAAUCAAAUACCUGCUCAAGGAACGGUCAGCUCCCAAGAUUGUCGUGGUGAUGCCCGUGUACAAAGAACCUCCUGAUACCUUGUGGACAGCGAUCAAUUCGGUGGUCGACUCGGACUACCCCAAGUCGUGUAUUCAUGUAUUUGUCUCGUUCGAUGGAGACAACAUUGAUGAGCUCUACUUGAAAACGGCCGAGCGUUUAGGCAUCCCGAUCACCUUGAGAGAGUUUCCACAAUCAAUUGAUGUGGCGUACAAUGGUGUCCGGAUCACCCUAUCAAGAUUUUCCCACGGAGGAAAGCGACAUUGUCAGAAAGCGACAUUCCUGCUGAUCGAUAAGAUUUACAAACGAUACCUUCAACAGAAAGAUGAUCUGUUCAUAUUAUAUAUCGACUCUGACUGCAUUCUGGACCCAGUCUGCAUCCAGAACUUCAUGUACGAUAUGGAAUUGAAACCCGGUAACAAGCACGAGAUGCUUGCAAUGACGGGAGUCAUCACAUGUCGAACGGACAAGAAUACAUUCCUAACUAUCAUGCAAGAUAUGGAAUAUCUUCAUGGUCAGCUGUUUGAACGCUCUGUGGAAUCAGCUUGUGGUGCGGUAACGUGCCUACCCGGAGCAUUGACGCUGCUUCGAUUCUCGGCCUUCCGCAACAUGGCUCGAUUCUACUUCUCCGACCGGACCGAGGAGUGCGAAGACUUAUUCGACUAUGCAAAAACACAUCUUGGUGAGGACAGGUGGUUGACUCAUUUGUUCAUGCUGGGAGCGAAAGGGCCGUUUCAGAUUCAACUGAGCACGAGCGCAUUUUGCAAAACGGAGGCUGUUCAGAGCUUUCGGGCAUUGAUCAAACAAAGACGACGCUGGUUCCUGGGCUUCAUCACAAAUGAAAUAUUCAUGGUAUAUGGAAUUCUCACCGCGGGCCAGAGAACAUGGGGUGGACCAAGAGCAGAUGCCGGAGCUGCAGAUUUCAAGACGACACCACAGCAAGCGAUUGAGCAUGCCAUUGAGACCGGGGACGAUCUCAAUGUGGUGCCGGAAACAUUCAAGCCGGCCAUGGAAAGUCGGCGAAGGCGGACUCGGCCAUCAGCCCUGCACCCGUCUUCGAGUGUAGAAGGGCGUUUCGUGCCCGCUGAGCCAGGACCAAGCCACCUGUGGGAGAAAGCCAUGUCAUCACCAACGCCAUCCGAGACAGAAAUGGGAUUCAACCGACGAUGGGAGCAUCAUUCGCUAGAUAUGAGCGACUCGGAAGGCAUAUCUAUACAUACACCGCAGCGUAUUGGGAGCUUUUCAGCAGACGAGCGGGGGUUGGGCUUCCAGUCUGAUGGGCAGUAUGAGCACGAAACGCCUCAGAGAAGCCCACAAAAGGCACGGGCCCAUAGGCCCCGAAGAAGUACAAUGUCGGCGCCUUCGGCAUAUCGAGCUCCAAGAGAACUCACUUUGGGGACAGCAGCGAGGCAAAGGACACUUUCUUUGGGAACACCCGAUCCGACAGAGCUGUCCCGGCAUCUGAACGCACUUGCUACACAACAGAAUCUCAUCGACAGCCGCCUCGCCGCAGCACAACGAAGUCCGCUGGGCCGGAUUAGUCCGUUGACGGUGGUGGCUGUCGAUGACGGCCUCUCCAGACUGCGUGAUACAGAGGGAAAUUUGGAUGGUCAAGAGAGGACUGAAGCCCCAGUUGGUGGCAGUUGGAGGAGAUGGUCCAAGCAGAAGAAGAGGGAGUGA